AACUAAUUAGUUAAGAAAUUAAACCAAUUAGUUAAGCAAUGAAACCAAUUAGUUAAGCAAUUAAAGUGGUUUUUCCGGUAAGACGGUCUUACACAAAAGUUACCGGUGUUUUUGGGACCCUCUCAAGUCUCAACCAAGUAGACGGCCACCACCUUAAACCCAGAGAAAAACCCCACAAAAUCACCAAUACAAAACAAAUACUCCCAUCAAAAUCAAGUUCCCACCUUUUCAACAAAAAAAGUUGAACAAAAAUCCGCCAUGGCUGCCACUUCAACAACAUCAAAAUUCAUCGCAUUAUUCCCUCAAACCCAGAAACACAAAACCCUAAUCCCUUCUACCCAAAAAACCCACCUCUCAUAUCCACUUUCUUGCCCUUCAAUCUCACUCAAAGCCCCAGAAAACACUAGAAAUCGAAAUGAGUUGUUUAUUACAUCAAUGGGUACUUAUAAUGUGCAGGUUAUUGUCGAAGAAAACGAACACGAAGAGAGGCUUCUUAGCAGGUUUAGAAGAGAAGUAAUGAGAGCUGGUGUGAUUCAAGAGUCUAAGAGACGGAGAUUUUUUGAGAAUCCUCAUGAUAAGAAGAAGCGCAAGUCUCGAGAAGCUGCUAAGAGGAAUAGCAAGAGGCGUUUUCAGCCAAGAGUUGUGAAGCAGAAUGAUACUGAAACUACGAAGGAAGUUGUUGAUGACUUUGAUAAUGAUAACUGGGAUCUUCCUGAAGGUGACCUUCCCUAUUGACCAAGCUGAUGCAACUUUUAGCAGGGUGACAUGCUGAAUAAGUGACAUUGACAGAUACAUUACUAAGUUUUUGGUACAUUUUGACCUGAGUUUUUAGAUUAUGACACUGUAAAGAGCAGUAUAGCACGAACACUAAAACAGGAUAUGUUAUCACCAAAUAUUGUUUGAAUGUCCAUAGGAGUAUAAUAUUAUUAUUAGUAAUGCUAAUAUCAUGCCAUGUCUACUCGAGUAUUCGAAGAUGUAUCAGCAGAUCAGUUAUGUUCCUAGAUGAA
Molecule: messenger RNA, 1007 nt
Organism: Spinacia oleracea (spinach)
Lineage: Eukaryota; Viridiplantae; Streptophyta; Magnoliopsida; Caryophyllales; Amaranthaceae
Product: 30S ribosomal protein S21, chloroplastic-like
Exons: 2
Coding region: 259-735 (158 amino acids)
Biological process (GO): translation
Cellular component (GO): ribosome
Molecular function (GO): structural constituent of ribosome
Source: RefSeq, a predicted model, not a curated record